This is a messenger RNA of Apaloderma vittatum (bar-tailed trogon), 4509 nucleotides long. RefSeq lists its product as uncharacterized. The record is from RefSeq and is a predicted model, not a curated record. NCBI's taxonomy places the organism in Eukaryota, Metazoa, Chordata, Aves, Trogoniformes, Trogonidae. The transcript is spliced from 2 exons. The coding region runs from base 1 to 4509 and encodes 1502 amino acids. Gene Ontology annotation, biological process: homophilic cell-cell adhesion. Gene Ontology annotation, cellular component: plasma membrane.
AUGAAGGAGACCACACAGGCCUCUCCAGACCAGACUGCUCCCACCAUAAAGCACAAGUUCAAGUUUUCAUUUGAUGUGGGAAACAAGGCACCCAAAAUUAUGGCAGAAGCCCCAGCACACGUUCAUUGCCGUGAAGGGGAGGCAGUGGUAUUGGAAUGUGCUGUGUCUGGGCAGCCCCCACCAGCUGUGGUCUGGUCCCUGAAUGACCAGAGUCUCUCUGCCAGCGAAAAGCUGAAGUUUGAGGAAGGCGAGAAUGGCACAUACCGCUUACACAUCCAAGGGGUCUCUGUUGCGGAUGCCGGGCUAUACUGUUGUGUGGCCAAGAAUGAGGCUGGAACAGCACAGACUGCCUCUGAGCUGACAGUGCAGCCCAGUGCACCCAGGUUGUAUAGCAAGGGUGGAGACACUGAGGAACUGCCUGCUGUUGACCAUGUCCUGCACCUCCAAGACCUCAGCAUGAUUGGGAAGGAUGAAGAAGAACAGAUCACAUGCUCCAAGGAGGAGAAAUCCCACCUACCCUGGACUAUGACGCUGUCUCCAUCUCCUGCUGUGCAGUUGGAAGAAGAAUGUGAGAAAACUUCUCACUUCAAAGAAAGUGAGAUGGAGGAAAUGAUGGUGCUGGAUAUCAUGGAAGUUUGUACAAGGCAGGAAAUGAGUUAUACAGAAGAAAGUGUGAGGGAUACAGGUGGUAUUUCUGAGAUGAGACAGCACAGUGGAAAAGCUGUCUCUGAGGAACUCAGCUUUGGCAUUGGUGCCACUGAGCUGCACCCCAGCAUUUCCAGAGAAGAGCACGAACUGGUGGCCAAGGACUCGGGUCACUUUUCUGAGGAGCUGGAGGCUGAAGGAGACAAAAUGGUACCACGUACAGAUGCUCUGUCCUGGGAUAUCUUGAAGUCACCAUUUAUGGAAGUGAAAAGGCAAGCACAUACCUCUGAGCAAUGUUCUCUCUCAAGGGAGUGUGAGGAUUCACAGUUUUUCAUUCCUAUAUUACCUGAAGUGCAAGAAGGGAGUGAUGUUUAUAUGGAGGAGAGCAAUGCUCCUGCCUGGGAGGCAGCAUCUCCUGAUGCGCCUUUUACAGAAGAGCCAAGUGUGCCCCACUCACAGGACAACACUGCAAGCACACCCACAAAGGAGCAGUUUGGCUUCUAUGACUUCUGUGCAGAAGUGCAGCAGGAGGAACAGGCCAAGGAGCAAGAGAGAUCUGUUGAUAUUAAACAGGACAUCGAGGUUGAUGAUCAUCUUUGUAAAGAAGAAAUGAUCAAUGCUGGGGAUGCUGCACACUGGGAAAUGCACAAUGAUGGACGAAUGCUGCAAGAAAUUGAGUCUGAUGGACAAAUGCUGCCAGAAAUUGAGUCUAAUGCAGACAAUUCUUUGAAUCUAAUCCUCACUCCUCCUUUCAUAGAAAACUCAGGCCAGGAUUUUACUGAGGAAGUUGAGGUUCACCUAGAAGAAGUACAUUUCAAAGAACAGCUGUUGCCAUCUGAGACAGAGGAGACCAAUAUCACAUUUGAUCUGAAGAAGUUUGUAGAGCCGCUCCCAGCUGCAGAGACUGUGGAGACAAAACAGGCACAAACCCUGGGCACUCUGGAGAGUGUGGAGGUAGGAGUGGCUGGGCUCAUCUCCCCUUUGCACCAACAUGAUGUGCUUGUGGAAGAGUUGUCUCUGAGUGAGGAGCUGCGCCAGAGCUACAGGACACGGCAGGAAGAGGUUAGUGUACAGGAAGAGGCACAACCAAGAGAAAUCAGAAGGGCUGAUUUGCAAGUCCCUAAUGGGGACCUCAGAGGCACCAUAGUAUCUGCUGAAGAGGGAUGUCCUGUUGAAGAAAUUCAUGAGUCAGAGGUGAGUGCAUGUGAGGAGAUUUCACUUGAGGGACAAUUUCACAGUUUUUUGGUGGAGUCCAAAGCAGAUUUCCAAAGAGGAGUGCAGGAAACAUAUGUAUGGGAGAGUGGGGAACAACUGGAGACCACAGACUCGCAGAGUGACAGCUUUAUCAUUGACUUGAAAAAAGCUGCAAGUGAAAAGAAACCCCAGACUGGGCAUCAGGCCAAGGAGGAAGAAGGUUCUGGGAUAGAAAAGAUCUUUGAGACAGAAGUGAGCAGCUCCACCUGUGAGAUAGAAAGAACAGAUUGCCCUGAGGAGAUGCCUGGGGACACCCAACAGGAACCAAACACAACCAAGGGCUUCUCUUUUGGACAACUCUUACUUGGUUUAGUAAUGGAUGAUCCUGUGGAACAGAAGGAGCAAAGGAAAGAGUCUUGGGACAAGAAGAGGUCUCCCACUGAGGAAGCCUCUGAGGAUAGCCUGGAUGGAGAAGGAUUGUGGGAGGAUGUUUCUGAAGAUCCAAACCCCAGUGCUGUUCAAGUCUCAGAGUUGGAGACUGACUUGUCUCUGACCAAGUAUUUACAGUCAGUUGGGCCACAGAAAACUCUGAAUCUCAAAGGAAAAGUGCAGAAGGAGCGAGAGACCAUUACUUCACUGGAAGUGGAGGAGUCAGAAAUGUCUAUAGAACUGGAGAGCAGGAGUGGAGAGGAGUCACCUGAUUCGGACCGCUUCUACACACCUCCCUCCUCAGUGGAGAUCUUUGAAACUGCUUCAUCAGCAUCCUACCACACACCGCUCAGCACACCUGAGCGCUACUCCACACCAUCUGAGGGCUCAGGCUACAACACACCACCCGAGCGUUUCUCCACACCGUCUGAAGGCUCAGGAUAUAGCACACUGCCCGAGCGUUACUCCACACCCUCUGAAGGUUCAGGAUACAGCACACCACCUGAGCACUACUCCACCCCCUCUGAGGGUUCAAAAUGCAACACACCCUUGGACCACUAUUUCACACCCUUCGAGGGACCCUGCUCUGUGUCAGGAGACAGCACACCACCAGAGCGCUACCGAACACCCACUGGGGAGUAUAUGGAUGCCCUGACCAUGCUCCCCCUCUGUGAGAGAAGGCAGCAACCUCCAGGCCAUCCACAGGCUGAGGAGUUUAGGACCCCCUGUGAAGCCCUGGAGCCAUCAGGCAGGGAUAUGCCACCUGCAUUCCUCAAGGCAUUGAGUAGGAGGAGGCUGUAUGAGGGUAACACAGUGAGCUUUGUGGCUGAGGUGGUGGGUGUGCCCAAGCCAGGAGUGAAGUGGUAUCAUAAUAAAUCUCUCUUGGAGCCAGAUGAGAGAGUGCGGAUAGAGCAGGAUGGGAACAAAUAUGUGCUGGAGAUCACUAAUGUCCAGAAAUCUGAUGAAGGACAGUAUCUGUGCCAUGCAGUGAACAUUGUCGGGGAAGCUAAAAGUAUUGCACAGGUGGAAGUUUUGUCUGAAGAUGGGCGGUCACUAGCACUCCCACCACCUGUCACCCAUCAGCAUGUUAUACACUUUGACCUGGAGCAAAAUACAUCUUCAAGGUCACCUUCACCACAGGAAAUCCUCCUGGAAGUAGAGCUGGAUGAAAAUGAGGUCAAGGAGUUUGAGAAGCAGGUCAAAAUCUUAACUAGUCCUGAGUUUAGCCCAGAUAAGAAGAGCAUGGUGGUUUCCCUGGAUGUUCUUCCACUUGCCUUGUUGGAGCAAGCUGCAGGCUUGGCUGCAGAGGAGAAUGAGGAUGUAAAAAUUGAUUUCCAGGUAACUGAAAUGCCUCCCCGCUUUGCUGUGCCUUUUACAGAUGUCCAAGUGACAGAAGGCUUGGAGGCAGUGUUUGAGUGUGUGGUAACAGGUACUCCUGUCCCUGUAGUGCAGUGGUUCAGAGGCAACACCUGUGUGACACCUGCCACAGGGAAGUAUGCUGUGAGUCAGAAGGAGGGACUUCAUAGUCUGAAGGUUCAAAAUGCAGGUCCUUCUGAUGGCGGCUUGUAUCACUGUCGGGCUAUGAAUAGGCUGGGAGAAGCAACGUGUAAAGGCUCCCUCGUAGUUGUGGCUCCGCAGGGAGCAAGUGCCAAGGCGAGCAGUGAGACAGUGAUGGGCAGCGAACCACACAGGCUCCAGAAGUGUGACUUGCUUUUGAGUAAGACUAUGAAACCAGGUGACCAAUCAGAAAUAGAGCUGGAGUUUGAGUUCGAGCCACACGUAGGCAACUCAAAGAAAGCAAUCCGACUGCUUGCGGCGACUCAACAAGGGCGGGAAGUGGAAGGGGAGAAGUGUGUCAAUGUUAGUUUUGAUGUGUUUGCGGAGCCGUCCCAAGAGGAACAGGUUGAGUUUAGGGCAGAGGACUCGGAGAGCUGCAGCUUUGAGUUCCAGGUCAUAGAAGCCCCUCCUAAAUUCCUAAGGCACAUUUCUGACUACAGUACAUUUGUAGGUGCCUCAGCGUGCUUCCAGUGUGUUGUGACUGGUUUGCCCCCACCAAGUGUCCACUGGUACAAGGAUGGAGUGUUGUUGGAAGGGGACAGGUAUUGUGCUCAGGAAGAGCAAGGGGGCUCUCAUAGCCUCACUAUUGAAAACCUGAUGCAAAGCGACAGUGGGCGGUACAAAUGCAGAGCUACUAACAGGGCAGGAGCUGCUGAGACUUGUGCUGUGUUAACAUUAUACUAA